Molecule: messenger RNA, 1149 nt
Organism: Jaminaea rosea
Lineage: Eukaryota; Fungi; Basidiomycota; Exobasidiomycetes; Microstromatales
Exons: 2
Coding region: 24-803 (259 amino acids)
Biological process (GO): translation
Cellular component (GO): ribosome; small ribosomal subunit; mitochondrion
Molecular function (GO): structural constituent of ribosome
Source: RefSeq, a predicted model, not a curated record
UCAUGAUUGCUUCACCUGCUGGCAUGGUCAGGCCUGCGAUGCAUCUGGCUGCCACUUGCGCUUCUUCGAGGCAGCUCUUGCGAGCAUCAUGCGUGGCUCGCAGUGUGGCCGCGCCCGCAGCUUCAUCUUCCUCCUCUUCGGUCCGCGCUUUGAGAACCUCGGCGUCUCGAUACCAAGAAACAUCGAGCGAGGCCUCCCCGUCAUCCUCGUCAUCCCCCAUCGCAGGCCCCUCUCGCGAGCCCGCCCAUCAAUCCCAAGGGGAACCGUCGCUCCCUCUCCCUCCCACUGAAUAUCUCCCUCCAACGCACGGUCACCACGUAGCGACCCUGACCUUCACAGCAUACACCUCCGACCUAGUCUGCAAACAGAACCUCUCCUUCUUCGUAGACUUUGCCGCCCGCGCCGCCCACGCACUAGGCAUCCCCGCCUCUCGCCCCUCUGCAGCGCCCACUCGCACGUCGCUGUGGACGGUCAUCAAGGGACCCUUUGCGCACAAGAAGAGCCAGGAGAACUUUAUCAGAAAGACGGGGAAGAUGUCACUGAAGCUCUACGACGCGAAUCGAGAUGUGGUGGAGCGAUUGUGCUACUUUUUGAGGGUGCAUGAGAUGGGUGGCGUUGGGAUGAGGGUGGAUCAGUGGGAAAUGAAGGAGUUGGGCGUGGGUAGGAGGGUGUACGAAGAGGCCAAGAGGGCGUAUGAGGAGGCGGAGACGGCGAGGCCGAAGAGGGUCGAGGGUGCGGCCAAGGAGGGUAGUGAAGCACAGUCACCAGCAGAGCAGGUGGACGCACCGCCCAAGUCGUCUUGAUUUGGUGGGCUCAAUCGGAUGCGAUUCUAUCAGAAGAGGAGGACGACUGAGGAGAUGGACCCUGGUAGAGGCGUCACGCCGCUAGCUUGCGUCCUGCUGCGAGUCUGUUGCCUGCUGCUGGAAGACCUCGAGAACUCGUUCAAAGAACUGCGCGAUGGGAGGGAGAGAGGCUGAACGUCAGCAUCUGAGCUAGUACGUUCCCUAUCUCCCCGCACUCACGUCAUCCUUGACAAAGUGCUCGUACGGGUCUUCGCGCUUCUGCUCCUUGCCCUUGUGGCAAUGAACAGCGUGCUUGCGAAAGUAGAUCUCGGGGAUCUGCGUGUGCGCGACCGAAAGAUGUCAGCCG